Messenger RNA from Lactuca virosa, 1510 nucleotides. The record is from the annotation of a GenBank genome assembly. Lineage: Eukaryota; Viridiplantae; Streptophyta; Magnoliopsida; Asterales; Asteraceae.
AUGGAUGACCCCCUUUUGACAUUUUUAAUUUCCCAACCGCCUUCAAUUUUCAAGACAGAGAUGGCUGCAACAUUGGGGUUUCCAUUUACAGCUGCUCAGUGGAUGGAACUCGAAAGACAGGCAAUGAUCUACAAGUACAUGGUCGCCUCUGUUCCUAUUCCUUACGAACUUCUUCUACCCAUCAUCCAAAAUCUCCCUUCAUUGGCAAGCCAGUUGAAGUAUUCAACGAAACAAGAUCUGGAGCCCGGGAGAUGUAAAAGAACGGACGGCAAAAAAUGGAGGUGUUCAAGAGAUGUGGCGCCUAAUCAGAAAUACUGUGAGCGUCAUAUGCACAGAGGACGUCCACGUUCAAGAAAGCAUGUGGAACUUUUUAAAAACCCAACAACAAACAACAGCAAGAUUCGUCUUCCAAACCCAACUUCUCAGUCAUCAACUCACUCCAAUCCUUGUAGAGUUCUCGGAUCUACAAUUUUGCCUUCUGCCACUGAAGCCCCUUUGUUUCUUGAUAGUAAUAUGCAUUCCAAAACUGUUAAUAACAGGGGUUCGGAUUGGAGCUUGGAAGUUGGAUAUGAGCAACAAUGGCGACAGAUUAUGCAGACAAGUUGCUCUAUCUUCAAUAGUGAUUUUGGGGAUUUUACAGAUUUCGGGACCCCAAGAAGAGAUUUUAUCACCGACAAAACCAGUGUUGUUAAAGAUUCGUCUGCUCUGGAUCUGUCAAUGGCUAUGGGUUUGGGUUUGGGGAAGCAUGAAAGGGAUUUGGGGUUGGUAAGCCCUGUUUCUUGUGGCACAGCACCAGGCGGCCCACUGGCGGAGGUCUUAAUACCAGGACCAAGUUCGGUUGCGGUUGCGGUUGUGGUGGGUUCGAGCCCUACCUCUCCAUACCCCACCGGAUCCGACUCGAUUAGCGUUAGCCCAGCAGCAACAACAGUGUCGUCACCAUGUGGGGUUUUACAGAGUCAGAGGACAAUGCCAUCACUCUCCGAUGGCAGUGUUUGCAAUAGUCCAACUCUUGCAUCUACACCUACAGACACUGUUGCAUUUCAGUGGUUCACUUGAGAAAUCCAGUAUUUUGUUAAGUUUAUGUUCAUUGUUUCUGAAUUCUAGGUGCGUUUUGCAGAAAUAUGUCGGUAAUAAUAAUAAUAAUAAUAAUAAUAAUAAUAAUAAUAAUGAAUAAUGAAUUGAUGAACCAAUGUAGUAGGGUUAGGGUUGAUCUUUAAUUGUUAGCUGGUUGAAUGCUUGCUGCUGUGGCCCCCAAAGUUGAAAUCUUGAAAUUCACUCACACUCAGGAUUUGGAGUGUGAUGAUGCCAUGAUGGGCAGGAUUUUGGUCCCAUCUUGCAAUUGAUGUGGCCCUCUUUCUCUUUCUCUUUUCUGUCGGGAAAAGAUCUGUUUGGUUUGGGUUUAGAGAUCUCACACGCAACACCCACUUGCUUAGUUGCUUUGCUUGCUCCCUCAGAUGAGAUUUUGAUUACUUAAUUGUUAUUCCUGGAACAAAUAAAUGAAAUCCUUCCU